AUGAAAGUAAAAUUCCGUACUGUUCUGCUGGUUUUUCUGUUCAUCAAGCUAUGCAUUCUCUUCACAGUACUCCAAGAAAGCAUAGAAUCGCUGAGUUCCAAUGAUCAUCCUCUACUUUUCGGAACAAACGACAUCUAUCUUUUCGACAUGAUGCUCGCUGCAAUUUCUGGAUUAUCGAUGCUCUUGUCUGCUCUUUAUAUAAUUCUGUUUGCUAUUGGACACACAAGAAUUCGAAAGCCAUAUGUCGUUGUUGCAUUUGUUAUCAACUUGAUGUUUGUGGUUCCUUUCUUUUUGUCAGGUGUCUAUUUGGUAUUUCAAGAUGAUCAUGAUCUGAAACUGACUUCAAAAGUUACAAAAAGUUUUGAAUCUGUUUUUGAUUUUGCCGAGACGUACAAUCUGAAUGCCUCACAACAAACGGCCUCUACAAAACCUCCACCCAAUAAAGGAGUCAAAAAUCAAUCUAGUCCAAAUAAUACCGUGUCGGGCCCGAAACUUCCAAUAGUCAAUCCAGAUCUGAUGAAGCAUUUUGAUGUCGUCGAUCAUAUUCAGAGAAGAUAUUGCUGUUGUGGAUUGAAUGGAGGAAUUGAUUACGGUUUUGAUAAUGAAACCACCGCUUCCACUGAGACAAUUCCAUUCACAUCUAAACUUGAUAUUCGAUGUCCUCACAACUCCCUUUUCAAAAAUUCAACUUGUGGAGAUACUCAUAACAAAGGAUGCGAGAAUCGUUUGAAGCAGGUGUAUCCUACUAGAAUUCUGAUAUAUUCUUGCAUUGGGACAGCCUUUUCUGUCAUCUUCGCUCUUGUUUCUCCUCUUAUCUAUUCGCAAUUUGAGUUGGAUAGAAGACGUGCUCGUGCCAAAUACAUUCGUGACUGGAGACACUCGAUUGAGACUUUUGUGGCCGAUCAGCGACUGUGGGCACUCAGAAAAACGAAGAAAUCUUCAGACACCAGUAGUAAGAAAAAGCAGAGUCCUGUCUCUCCAGCGGUUGUAAGUUAUGAUUAUCAACUAAUGAAAACGUAA
This is a messenger RNA of Caenorhabditis remanei, 1020 nucleotides long. RefSeq lists its product as uncharacterized. The coding region runs from base 1 to 1020 and encodes 339 amino acids. Gene Ontology annotation, cellular component: membrane. Lineage: Eukaryota; Metazoa; Nematoda; Chromadorea; Rhabditida; Rhabditidae. The transcript has 6 exons. The record is from RefSeq and is a predicted model, not a curated record.